AAAAUCAUUGAUGUUUAAUAAUGUGAUUGUUUUUGUGUAUGUGAUUGACUCUACAUACAAUAAUGAGCUAAAAUUGAUAGGGGUACUCGGAAAGUGCUUGGAGAGGAAACAUUCAAUGUGCCAGUGGAUGAGCUGGCACGUGAGACAUGGCUUAAAUUCAGGUAAUGAGAGAGUUGACAAUGGUAGUGGAGUGGAGUGGUCAUCGCCUCUUUAUCAAGGAACAGGAAUGGACUUGGCUGUUAAUAAAAUAGCAGAUACAUUCCAUUAUAGCUAUGCCAUCAUAGGUUUGGACAAUGGAUUUCUCUAUGAAGUCAAACACAGACUGAGCAUCUCACCCACUUCAAAGUAGGCCAAGAAACGUUCCUGAAUAAAGCCCUGAUUAUCCACAUACCUGACGAUAACAGACAACUGCAAGCAGACUGGUGGCGCCAUAGGUCCCAGAGUGGCGGGGCAAUUUUUACCCCCUAAGUCCUGGAGUUGUUCCUUAUAUGUUAACCUAACUAGGAAAACUCUGAACCCUAUAAGGUAUGACAGUGAUUAAUUAGUUGUAAAAAGGUUUCAUGUGGGCUGUGAUGGGACCAGUUUUUCCUAAUCAGGUCACAUGGUUUUAAAAAACUCCUGACCCUGGGGCGAUGAAACCCCUGUCAAACUGCAGCUUCCUUAUAUUUGUUCAUAUAAAUUAUAUUUAGACCGGAUUGGGAGGGGAAUUUCCUCUACCCAGACACAUAGACAACAGAACUCACAGGGCUGAGCUUGCUUAAUGCAUGUUUGCAUCAUGCAGGCCUAUGCAACUGUUGGCCUUAUAAAACAUUUACUCACAUCUGUCAUUACGAUUAUGAUGACUGAUUCAUUUUGGAUUGAAAACAUAUAGGCAGCCUAGCCAGCCCAAUUUUGAAUAUAAACUACAUUUGAUCACAUUCACAUUUUCUCCUGACACAGAAAUGGACUAUAAAUACUUAACUUUACAAAUUAGUUUACCCUGACCUGAUGGAACGUUACGCAGCUGCUCUUAUUAGUAGCCUACAGUUGAUCAGACUGAAAAAUAGUCUAAAUUUCAUCCCAUACAGCAUGUCAGAUUUCUGAUGUUUAGGUGUAGAGUUUUUGCUUGGGUCUGUCCGGAGUGAUUAUGUGUUAUCUUAGCUAAAUAAAUACUGGAGGAAAGUGGAAAGCCUACUUAAGCAAACGUGAAAAAAUGCGCUGCGUCAACCUCUCUCUUUAAUCCACAUUUUCAUGCAUGAUGCAAUGGACGCUAUCAAAUCAUUCGGAAAAGACAGUCACAAGUUCAAUAUGUGGGCAUUCAUAUGCUCCCUGCUUUUGUUUUGCCAUUUAGCUGAACAAACAAUGUUCUUCAGGUCACUAUACACACACCUUUCGACCAAGGCUCAGACUUUCCAAAAAGCAGACAAGGCCAGCAAUACAGGUGGCUUGAUGAAAGGCUCCCUGUUAACCAGCUUUACUAUUGAUACCAGUUGAUAUUGAACACCCUCACCUUUUCAUCCUUCUUCAUGAAACUGAUCUCAGGCAGAGGUCGACCCUCCAGUGUUACCAACUCAUUUUCAGGCCAUGGAGUGCCAGGUGGAGGAGCUGAGGCAGCAGCUGGAGAAACAGACCCUGGUCAACCAGGAGCUGCAGAAACACAACAAGGACCUGGAAAGAAGACUGCAGGAGACGGAGAAGUUGCUGCAGGAGCUUCAGAGUCAUUACCAUGACCUGGAGUUCCCUGAUCAGAGGAUCAGUAAUGAAGGGGGACUUGUGGUCAGGAAGAGCAGAGUGGCUGUCAUGGCCCCUGAGCCAAUCCCAGAGGAUCAGCAGGAGAUCAUAAAGACUAAAGUCAAGAAGACCGUCAGUGAGACGAGUCUGAUCAUCAAGGCCAUCCAGAAGAAUGACUUCCUGAGUCGCCUUGACGAUGAGCAGAUAACCAUGAUGGUGGAGCUCCUGGUGGCCAUCGACUUCAAACCAGGAAAUGAUGUAAUCAAGGAGGGCACUGAGGGAGACAGCAUGUACAUCGUAGCAGCGGGUGAGCUCCUUGUCAGUCAAGCAGAUUGUAACCUUCGAACCCUGACCUGUGGGGAUGUUUUUGGAGAGUUGGCUAUUCUGUAUAACUGCAAACGCACAGCCACAGUCAAAGCCAAGACAGUGGUGCGUCUGUGGUUUAUGGAGAGACAGAUGUAUAGAACCAUCAUGACCAACAAGUCCAAGAAGAAACGUGAACAGCUAAUGGGCUUCCUAAAAACGUCUCGGACUCUGAAGGCCCUAAAUGACAGUCAGCUCUCUAAGAUAAUUGACUCCAUGGAGGAGGUGAAGUACCAGAACAAUGAUGUCAUUGUACGUGAGGGGGCGGAGGGCAACACGUUCUACAUCAUUCUCAAAGGAGAGGUCAAGGUGACUAAGAAGUUGAAUGGGCAGGAGAAACAGAUUCGCAAGAUGGGCAAAGGGGAGCAUUUCGGGGAAUUGGCCCUGAUACGUGAAAUCCUGAGGACUGCAACAUGUACUGCUGUUGGCCCUGUGACCUGCUUCUCCAUCGAUAAGGAGGUGUUUGAGGAGACGAUCCCCAUUGAACACCUGGAGCUCCAUGAUGACAUCAGCUCUAAGGUUUUGGAGGAGCCAGAUGCUCCAGAGAAGACCAGUCCUAGUUCCUAUCUGAGACUGAAGGACCUGAUCCCCGUACUGUACCAGGAGGGGCGUUACCAGGGAGAACCUGUCACUCUCGGAGUGGGAGGGUUUGGUCGCGUUGAACUGGUGACCACUCUGCAUCAUGGAAAGUACUUUGCCAUGAAGCGGGUCAGUAAGAAACACAUUGUUGCCAAGCGACAGGAGGAGCACGUCCUGUUUGAGAAGAGGAUCCUCAAAGCCAUCAAGAGUGACUUCAUUGUCAGGCUCCAUUCUGCCUUCAAAGACACUCGCUACAUCUACAUGAUUAUGGAGUUCUGUGUAGGAGGGGAGAUCUGGACCAAGCUCAAAGAAGUUGGACGAUUUGAUGAGCCCAUUGCUGUAUUCUGUGCUGCCUGUGUAGUGGAGGCCUACGCCUACCUCCAUAAAAAGGGCAUCAUGUACAGAGACCUCAAGCCUGAGAAUCUGAUGCUGGAUGCCAAGGGCUACGUUAAACUGGUGGACUUUGGCUUUGCUAAGGAGUUAGUGCACGGUAAUAAGACCUACUCAUUCUGUGGUACUCCGGAAUACAUGGCCCCAGAAAUCAUCCAGAACCAGGGACAUGACUUUGCUGCUGACUUCUGGUCCCUGGGCAUCCUAGUCUAUGAGCUGCUGGUGGGGAGCCCACCAUUCUCCAGUUCUGAGCCCGCGAAGAUUUACCCUAAAAUUUUGGACGGGGUGCUCAAGUUCCCACCUUACAUGGGCGAGGGGGCCAAGUCCCUCAUCAGUAAACUGUGCAGGCCUCGACCGGGUCAGAGGCUGGGAAACACCAAGAAUGGGAUUAAAGAUGUACGCCACCACAGGUGGUUCAGCAGUAUGAACUGGCACAAGCUGCGUGUGGGCCAGGUGGAGGCUCCUACAAUCAGACUCAUACGCAAGGGUCCGUGCUACAUCAACUUUGAUCGCUUCCCCUUCGACCAGGCUCUGGCUGAUGAGGAGUUCUCCGGCUGGGACAAAAAUCUCUGAACCAGAACCUGAACCAGUCCAAGUGAGUCAGAGUUCAGAGGUCACGGGUUCACUGAUAGAUUUACCCAGAUCAGACUACUUCUUGGUGACAUUGGUUUACCCCUUACCUUUAAGACUCUGAACGCAAUGUAGGGGUAGGGACACGUGUGCUCAUUGAAAGCUGUAUGUGUGUGUUGUGCCCAAAAGAAAGAUUAAUUAAUUUUUAAAAAGUUUGGAUGUAAUGUCUCAUGCUGGACAAAGAGAUGGUUUUACCGUUGACCCUCAUUGUACUUUGUAAUUUAGGAUGGCAUUAUUGUUAGUCUCUGUUGCUUGUAACAUAUACUGUCUGUAUAGAAUACUCAAUGUAUGUGUUUCACAUUAAAAUAAAUGUAUACGUCA
This is a messenger RNA of Oncorhynchus tshawytscha (Chinook salmon), 3993 nucleotides long. RefSeq names its product cGMP-dependent protein kinase 1-like. The transcript is spliced from 21 exons. Gene Ontology annotation, biological process: protein phosphorylation. Gene Ontology annotation, molecular function: ATP binding; cGMP-dependent protein kinase activity. The record is from RefSeq and is a predicted model, not a curated record. Lineage: Eukaryota; Metazoa; Chordata; Actinopteri; Salmoniformes; Salmonidae. The coding region runs from base 1564 to 3615 and encodes 683 amino acids.